CAGACCUUACUCGGCAAGGACGUGCUGUGAAAUCUCCCGAGUUGAUUAGGACUGACUAUACUUACUAGCAGCAACAAUGAAGGAAAGAGAGACAUGGAAAAACGGAAAAGAGUUUUUGUUUUCCUGUAUUGGCGUCAGUGUCGGACUGGGAAAUAUCUGGAGAUUUCCUUAUAUAUGCUACAGGAACGGUGGAGGGGCUUUUCUGGUACCAUACUUCCUCUUCCUAGCUAUGGUCGGUAUCCCGCAGCUCCUUCUACAGUUCUCCUAUCCCCAGUAUUCUAGUAGCGGACCAGCUAAGGCAUGGGUGUGUUGUCCGCUGUUCAAAGGAAUUGGUUAUGCGAUGAUUCUGACCAACUCGGCUGUUGCUAUUUACUAUAACGUUAUCAUCGCCUGGACACUGUACUACCUUGUCAACUGUUUCACCCUACAUCUACCAUGGAGCAGUUGCGAUAAUAUAUGGAACACUGAAAAUUGCUAUUCACGUACGUAUGGAUUGGCAUCAAUGACUGGAAACACAAGUAGCUACAAUACAUCAAUUCCUGAGGACCAAAAUCUGAAGACGAAUGUAACGUUGUCUUCAAACGACAGUAAAACUGCCACAGAGGAGUUUUGGACGUACAAUGUUCUCCAGUUAACUGAUGGUAUCGAGACAAUGGGAACACUGCGCUGGCAGUUACUUCUGUGCAACUUUUCUGUGUGCGUGAUUGUCUUCCUUUGUGUCUUUAAAGGAAUCAAAUUAUCAGGAAAAAUCAUGUACGUGGCCGCUACUGUACCAUAUCUAUUUUUGACGAUCCUUCUGGUACGCGGUCUAACGCUAGAUGGAGCAUUGAUGGGACUGAGGUACUAUUUUAUUCCAAGAUGGGCUGAGUUACUGCGUCCUUCGGUUUGGUUCGACGCCGCUAGUCAGGUCAUGUAUUCUUUGGGAUUUGGCACUGCUGAUCAUAUAAUACUGGCUAGUCACAACAAAUUUCACCAUAAUAUGUAUAGAGACGCCAUGAUAGUUCCUGUUGUCGACGCAUUCACAAGCCUCUUCUCUGGUUGUGUUAUUUUCGUUACCCUUGGUUACAUGUCGUCUACGUUUCAGUUAGACAUAGAUAAAGUGGUAACUGAUGGUCCUGGUAUUGCAUUCAUGGUUUUCCCAGAAGCUCUUUCUACACUCCCUUUUUCUCAAAUAUGGUCAACCCUCUUCUUCCUCACUCUUCUUAUGGUCGGUUUGGAUAGUAGGAUAGUCCAGGUACAGGUAUUGACAGGGUCCCUUGGUGACCUUUGCCCGGGACUGUUUCGCUCCAGAGUCUCAUGGACGUCUGCUGGUGUCUGUCUUGUAGCAUUUGUUCUUGGAGUACCAUUUGUAUAUCAGGGAGGGAUGUACGUAUUACAGUUAGUUGACUGGUACAUAGCUAGUGUGGCGUUUCUGCUGAUCGUCCUUCUCGAAUCAUCUGUCCUGGCAUGGCUUUACGGAUCCCACAGACUAAGCGAGGAUAUAGCCGUGAUGAUUGGGUAUCCUAUACCGAAGUUCUGGCAGGUGUUCUGGAGAUUUAUAACACCGUGCUGUAUACUGGUUGUCUGGGUAAUGGGCCUAGUAAAGCACAAGCCUGUAACGUUUGGUGGCCAGGCAUAUCCAGCUUGGUCUGUUGGUGUCGGAUGGAUUAUCUCCCUUGUGCCGUUAAUGCCUUUGAUUGGAAAUAUUAUUCUGACUCUUCUUAAACACGAAGGAAAUACAAUGCAGAGGUUACAGAAAUCAAUCAAGCCCUUGCCUGAAUGGACAAAGAAUCUGCGAUCAGAUCAAAAUUCAGAACAAAACGGCGACAUCUUAUUAUGAAAAUAAAAUGUGUCAACAAGACUAUAUAUUAAUGUCUAUGAAAUAUUUACCGGUACACUCAUUUCACAAGUAUAUCUCAUGAAAAAUCUUCCGCUUUCUUGAACUAAAGAACUGUAAUCAUGGUGUUUAUACCAAUAUUACGCAACAUUCAAUUAGCUCAGGGUUUAAGUAUAAUCCCAAUAAAUAUCCACCACGGAUUCCCUAGAUCCCAUUAAACUUGUGUUAACAGCCUGUGUUUACUCAUAUUGAAAUCAUUUUGAUGAUUAGGAUACAUUCCCCAUGUGAGAAUUUGAUUAUGACGCAUCAACAUCAAUAAAAAAUAUACUGUGUGGGAGUAGCGUAUAUCAUGCUGUGUUGUCAUAAUGUCCGGCCCGAAUAAUUAUGUUGCCAUUUUAGGCGUGGAUUCCACACCUUCUUUAAAAUAAAACUGACCAAAGUCGCCAAUUUUUUGUUAUCAACAACACAAACAUCUACAUAUAGGUAUUUUAUCACAUACAUUAUGUAACUGAUUUCUAAUCCGUCAAAUGGAUAGUGUCCAUUUAAAGUGAAACUGCUAUAUUGGAAACAAUAAUUCUAAGUCUUAUAUAUAUUUCAAUAUAGGAUUCGAGUCCAUCCAUAUGCAAAUGCCCAUAUUAAGGGAAUCCACCAUUAUUGAUACAUACACUAGUUUUACUUAAUUGACACAUAAAUCACACUUAACAUAAAUGACUGCGUUUGUUAAUCAAUAUCUUAACAAUAUUUGGUACAGCGUAAACAGCACGUAAUGAAUACAAGGAUAGAUGUUGUGGUGACGCCUAUAGGGAAAAUUUAAAACUAGUUUGUUCAAAUAUUAAGCAAAUCAUCAAUGCAUGUCGUUUCAGUGGAACACGGUGUAAAUUGCGUUAACGCGAGGUGUUUAUGGAC
This is a messenger RNA of Pecten maximus, 2722 nucleotides long. Its product is annotated as sodium- and chloride-dependent GABA transporter 1-like. The coding region runs from base 77 to 1819 and encodes 580 amino acids. The record is from RefSeq and is a predicted model, not a curated record. NCBI's taxonomy places the organism in Eukaryota, Metazoa, Mollusca, Bivalvia, Pectinida, Pectinidae. Gene Ontology annotation, biological process: sodium ion transmembrane transport. Gene Ontology annotation, cellular component: membrane. The transcript is spliced from 14 exons.